AUGAAGACUGUAUUCAUCACAGGUGUCAGCGGCUACAUUGGCGGUGACCUGUUGUCGGUGCUGACCGUCCAGUAUCCGGACUACAAUUACCGCGCGCUCGUACGGAGCGAGAAAAGCAGUGAAUUGAUAAAGGCUCAAUUCCCAGCGGUCGAAAUUGUACAGUCAGAUUUGGACAAUCUGGAAACAUUGCGGAACGAAGGCGCCGGGGCGGAUAUCAUCAUUCCCGAUGCAUCAGAUCAUCUCGAUGCGGCGCAGGCGAUUGUUCGGGGUGCUUUGGAGGGCCAUGAUGAAGAACAUCCUGUGUAUUACCUGCAUACGAGCGGAACUGGGAUUCUCUCGUUUCUCGAUACGGAAAAUGGAGUGUAUGGAGAGAGGCGGGACAAGCUCUAUAAUGACCUAGAGGGUGUUCAAGAGAUCCUCAGUUUCCCCGAUCAUGCAUUUCAUCGGAACGUGGACAAGUUCGUCCUUGGAGCUGGUGCGGAACAGUUGAAGGUCUUGAAGACCGCAAUCGUUUCUCCGACUACUGUUUAUGGUCGCGGUCGUGGUGUCUGCUCGCAGCGCAGCCGACAAAUAUACGAAAUGUCCAAAUAUACACUGCAAACCAGAAAAAUCCCUAUCAUCGGCCGUGGAUUGUCAAUCGGCGGCAAUAUCCAUGUUGCCGACGUGACCAGUCUGUUCGUCCUCCUCUUCGAGCGCGCCCACCGCGGCGACGAAAACAAUAAACUCUGGGGAGGCGAAGCAUACUAUAUAGCCGCGAAUAGCGAGCACUGUUGGGGAGAUGUAGCCAGGCUGGUUGGAAAAGUCGCUGUAGAUGAAGGAUUUAUCCCAUCUGCUGAGGUACAGUCUUUGGAUGUUGACACUGCGCGUCAGUUGGCAGGUUUUGAGACUGUGAGUUGGGGGUUGAAUAUGCGGUCUCGUGCGAAGAGGGCGAGGGAGUACUUGGGUUGGGAGGCUAGUGGGCCUUCGCUCCAGGAUGAAAUUCCGGGAAUUGUUAGGGAGGAAUGGCAGCGACUGCAGGAGUAG
Aspergillus ruber CBS 135680 is the source of this 1023-nucleotide messenger RNA. RefSeq names its product NAD-dependent epimerase/dehydratase family protein. The transcript has 4 exons. Lineage: Eukaryota; Fungi; Ascomycota; Eurotiomycetes; Eurotiales; Aspergillaceae. Bases 1 to 1023 code for a protein of 340 amino acids. The record is from RefSeq and is a predicted model, not a curated record.